AUGCCUGAUGCUGGAACAAUUAAUACACUUCUCUGGAGCGGUACAUUUUCUACACAAAAGUUCUACUGCUUUACAACGGCUCCUCGAAAGCACAAGGCAGAUCUAUCUUCAACUUCGAAGAAACUGCCAACGGAUAAAAAGACAAAAGCUGAGGAAACUGAAGCAAUAGUAAUGAACCCAGCUAACCUGAAAGUCGAUUUGGAGACAAUAUGGCCUGAUCUUGAGUCCGGACUUGACGACAUUUUUGGAGAACGUCGGAUUGAGCAGAAACGGUACAUGACUCUUUACACUAAUGUGUACAAUCAUUGCAUCAACACCCCAAGUUCGUUCUCCGAUUCAACAAUUGUUGCACCAAAAAGCGGUCGUGGUGUUAGUCGAAAUUCAAUGAAUGGCUAUGGAAAUGGAUCUGAAUUCACUGGCGGCGAACUUUAUCAACGUCUUAAGAAUUAUCUUGAACGCACCGUGAUUAAAGCUCUUCAGGAAGGCAAAGAAAAGCAUGACGAAGAACUGGUUCGCUUCUACGUGAAGAAAUGGGAGCAAUUCCGUUUCUAUUUCAAAGUCAUUGAUGGCAUUUUUGCUUAUCUGAACAAACAUUGGAUCAAGCGCCAAAUUGAGGAUAAACGUGAUCCCAUCUACUACGUUAAGACGCUUGGACUUGUUACUUGGCGAGAUGUUUUGCUAAGCGAACUGGAUGCUAGAGUCAUGCAAGGGGUCAUGGAUUUGAUUCGGCAAGAGCGCGAUGGACAAACUAUUGAUCGAUCACUCAUCCGGGCUGUGGUUGAAUCUUAUGUUGAUUUGGGUAUUGAUGAAGACGCAAGUUGCACAAGCCGUACUGUGGAGAAAUCUGAUCUGAAGUUCUACCGACAAAAGUUCGAGAAGCGCUUCUUGGGAGAAACGGAGAAUUACUACACCACUGAGGCAGAUGAUUUCCUUCAACAAAAUCCAUUCACCGAAUACAUGAAGAAGAUUGAAAAACGCUUGAACGAGGAAGCAGAAAGAUGCAACUUCUAUCUUCAGACAUCCACGCUUCAGCCGCUUUCUCAAAUCUGUGAAACGGUUUUCAUCCAGAGGAAGAUUGAACUUUUCCAACGCGAUUUUGGACCAUUGCUUGAACAAGAACGAGAUGAUGAUCUUGCCAGAAUUUAUCAGCUAUGUGGCCGUAUUGAGCAAGGACUUGAAGAACUGAAGCUGGCUCUUGAACGUCACAUUACGCGACAAGGACAGAAUGCCAUUGAUGAAAUUGCCAAGAAAUCACCAAAUGAUCCACGUGAAUUCAUGCGAGGAAUUUUGGAAGUUCAUAUGCGCUACAAAGGACUCGUGUCAAAGUCAUUUCAGAAUGAAGCUGGCUUUAAUCAAGCACUUGACAAGGCUUCGUCCAACUUCAUCAAUAAAAAUGCGAUCACUAAGAUUGCCGGAAAUAGUUCUUCGAAAGGUCCCGAACUUAUUGCCAGAUAUUGCGAUCUGUUGCUUAGGAAAUCCAAAGAUAACAUUGGAGAAGCCGAAAUGGAGGAACAGUUGCAGAAUGUUAUCGCGGUCUUCAAAUAUAUCGAGGAUAAAGAUGUCUUUCAGCAAUUUUACACAAAGAUGUUCUCGAAACGGCUGAUUGGUGGACUCAGUGCUUCAGAUACAGCUGAAUCUCAAAUGAUCUCAAAAUUGAAGCAAAUGUGCGGCUUUGAAUACACCAGCAAGCUUCAACGAAUGUUUACGGAUACAGAGCUUAGCAAGAAUAUUACGGAGAAUUUCCGCAAAAAUUGUCAAGAGAAGGACAUUGCACUCGGGUUGGACUUUACGAUCAUGGUUCUCGGAUAUUCCUCGUGGCCAAGCAUGCCACAACUUCAAAUGCAGAUGCCGUUGAAAUUGUCUGAAACUAUUGAACACUUCAAGAAUUACUACAAUACUCAACACAAUGGGCGCAAAUUGAGCUGGAUCUAUUCACAAUCACGAGGCGAGCUUUCCAGCACCGGUUUCCAGAAGAAAUAUGGUUUUCAGGCAUGGACAGCUCAAAUGGCUGUUUUGAUGCUCUAUAAUGAGGCUCCGAAGCAGGCUUUGAAUCUCAAAGAGAUGAUGUUACAAUUGAACACGCUCAAGGAACAACUCGUCCCUGUCGUUGGAUCGCUUCUUAAGAACGAUCUUUUGAAGUGUGACGAUGUGGCGGCCGGUACAGAAAUCGAGAACGAGAUUGCUGAUACCGCUGUCUUCACGCUUGAUCCAAACUUCCAGAGCAAGAAGAUCAAAGUGGAUUUGACAAGAACUCAGAUGCGCUCUGAAGUGAAGAAAGAGGCAGAGAAAGACAAGAAAUGCAUUGAAGAGGACCGACGACUCGUCAUUGAGGCUUGCAUUGUUCGAAUCAUGAAGACUCGUAAGCGACUUGCACACAAUGAAUUGAUCUCCGAGGUUCUUCAACAGCUCUCCACUCGAUUCACUCCAAACGUGAUGAAGGUGCGUACGUCGAUUGAGGGUCUCAUGGAGCGUCUUUUCCUCAAACGGGCCGAGGAUACGAUGAAUGUUUAUGAGUACAUUGCC
Molecule: messenger RNA, 2523 nt
Organism: Mesorhabditis belari
Lineage: Eukaryota; Metazoa; Nematoda; Chromadorea; Rhabditida; Rhabditidae
Source: the annotation of a GenBank genome assembly